Anopheles stephensi (Asian malaria mosquito) is the source of this 2311-nucleotide messenger RNA. Its product is annotated as protein 60A-like. The record is from RefSeq and is a predicted model, not a curated record. The transcript is spliced from 8 exons. The coding region runs from base 63 to 1619 and encodes 518 amino acids. Gene Ontology annotation, cellular component: extracellular region. Gene Ontology annotation, molecular function: cytokine activity; growth factor activity. Gene Ontology annotation, biological process: SMAD protein signal transduction; BMP signaling pathway. Lineage: Eukaryota; Metazoa; Arthropoda; Insecta; Diptera; Culicidae.
CUGAAACAGGUGCAACAGAGAUAGGGAGGCGGAGAGAGAGAGAGAUAGAGCGCUCAACACACAUGCCAAAGGGCACAGGUACAGGAAACAAAAAAAAGGGCAAGACAACGCAAGGAAUUAGAAACGUUUGGAGUUUUGGGCGAGCGUGUGAGGAUCAGUUGUGCGGAUCAGCAGCAACUCGCAACGGGGAUCUAUCGAAACUGAUUCGCAGACUUGUUGAAGUGAAGUUACAAAUUCCACACACCAUCCAUAGUACCUGCUGGAAGGAAGGCAGCAGCAGCAGCAGAGCGAACGCGUCGGGUAUGGGUCGUGCAUUAGGGUUAGCGUUGGUGGUAUGUUUGCUAGGGUGUUGUUGGUGGCGGUCCGUCGAGGCCACGGCGGCAACGACGACGACCGCGACGACGCUGUCCGGAAUUUACGUCGAUAAUGGCGUCGGUCAGACGGUGCUGGAAGAUGCACUCACGUUCGAGGAGCAGCAGGAGAUCGAGAAUGAAAUUUUGAACCUGCUCGGGCUUCCGGGACCACGGCCGGCCGUGCGUCAUCUACAUUCCUCCGUCGGCAAAUCUGCGCCUCAAUUUUUGCUCAAUGUCUACGAUCAACUGCAGCAGGAGGAGAACGAGUCCGGUGGUGGGGCACGGAUACGAAAGGUUCGUAGUACAGACAUGGACAUCCUGAUUACCGAUGCCGACAGGAAAGCUAUUGAUGAGAGUGAUAUUAUAAUGACGUUUUUGAACAAGAAUCAUCAUGGUUCGGAAAUGCGCCACGAAAAGGGACGCCGCCUAUGGUUCGGCAUUACCAACAUUGAAGACGACGUCAGUGUACUGAUGGCCGAGCUGCGCCUUUACCGAAAGUUGAACCUGAACAAGUACACCACCUACAACACGUCUUUGACGUUGACGGUGUACGCGCUGACGGAGCUAAAUGGCGAGAGUGAAAUGACGGAAAUCUCCAGCAUGCAGCUGACGAGCGAUUAUGAAGGAUGGUUGGAAAUCAACGUAACCGGUGCGGUUAACCUUUGGCUGAAAAACCGACAGGCUAACCAUGGUCUGUACAUUGGAGCGUACUUUGGCGAUCGUGUUGAACGGGAAGUCAAGCUGGAUGACAUUGGAUUUGUUAGUGCGCGCGGCAGUGAUGAGUAUCAGCCAUUUUUGGUGGUGUACGCCAACAGCCAACAGCAGAUGAUGAAGCCGAUUCUUCAGCGGCAUCUAACACGCAAUAAGCGUAGUCAACCGUCGCGCAAGCGCAAACCGGGCAAAACCGAACACCGGCAUCCGUUCCAGUAUCACCAGCCGUACGAUCAGCACAAGAGCUGCCGGAUUCAGCAGCUGUACGUUAGCUUCAAAGAUUUGCAGUGGCAUGAGUGGAUAAUUGCACCGGAAGGCUAUGGAGCGUACUACUGCAGUGGCGAAUGUAACUUCCCGCUAAAUGCGCACAUGAACGCCACCAACCAUGCGAUCGUCCAAACGCUGGUACACUUAAAUCAUCCUACAAAGGUGCCAAAACCGUGCUGCGCUCCAACAAAGCUGAUCCCCAUCUCCGUGCUGUAUCACAUCGACGAGGCAAAUGUGAACCUUAAAAAAUACAAAAACAUGGUUGUGAAAAGCUGUGGAUGCCAUUAGAAAGAUGGAGGAUGGAGUUCGCUCCCCGUUUUUUUUUUCCAUCUUAUUGAUUUGUAGUGGAUUUUCAUUUGCUGUAACACACAUACAUUUUAAAAGCACUCAUUAGGAAAGGGUGAUGAGCAAUCUCAGAACCCAUCGUAGAGCGUAAGAUUGCCACGGUUUGGGGGGGGGGAGGAGGAAGUAAGAUGACUUGCCACCUUCUCUGUCCGCCAUUAUAGGCAAACACUAAGCGACGGUGUGGCGUGUGCAGAUGAUGGUGGUGACUAGUGUGUGUACUAUACUCGCGCCGGUUCGCGCAAUGCCAUGUUUUACGUGCUGUCAAACAUUUGCACUUGCGGCAAACAGUCGUAUCGGUGCCGAACAGCAGCGCAAGACUAGACGAAGAAGUUGCAGAGUUUUACCUGCUCAUAUUAACUCGAUCGAUAUGAGCCUUGGCUAAAACGGAGUUCUCGCGGAUGCACCCGGAAGGACACACGCUAGUGGACGUGCGCGCAACGCAACAAAAAAGUAUUAUUGGAAGGAACAGAAACAAAAAAAAAAGGUGAAUAUUGGGCAGAGCAACAAUAAUUGCAACAAACGCAACAGCAACAACAACCAAUGUAUAUUAAAACUUAUUUGAUAAUGCUGAUCUACUUGUGUAUAAAAUAUAUACUCAAAAAGAGGAAAUAAAACUACUCAUUUAUUGUCGUAGA